AGCAAAUACCAGUGGCUACUGUAGUGGCAAGCAUGUGCGCGGCAAUUGUGUGAUGUUUACCAUAGUUUAUCGUCCAAUUUUCAGUCUAACCCCGUGGAAAUGAAUUGGCCAGAGGUAAAACAAGCAGCAGACGAGCAUAGAUACGAGUUAGUCGUGAAUGGUACAGAAGUAUCUGAGAGAAUUGAAAAAGGUGGAUUAGACAGGCACAUUUUCAACUUAACUUCUCUCAACUUCCUUCAAAUUUCAAACACGAAAUUGUCCGCCCUUCCCAAGGAAUUAGGGAAUCUGGUUAACCUCAAAACUUUGGAUUUACACAGAAACAGAAUCCAAGAACUGCCAUCUACAAUUGGGUCGUUGAAAGAUUUAAAGAAUCUGGACUUGUCUGGAAAUGAAUUACAGCUACUUCCUUCAGAAAUGGAGGAACUUACAUUUCUCCAAACAUUAAAUUUAAAUUGUAACAAUCUCACUGCUUUACCAAGCUUAAAGAACCUUAAAAGUUUAUCAAGACUCGACGUAAGUUUCAACCUACUGCCUGAGCUUCCUGAAGGAAUAUAUGAGUUGGAACAUCUUGCCGAAAUUUAUGCAUCUAAUAAUUCUAUUACUACUAUCAGUGCUGAUGUAGGUAAACUGGUGGGUUUAAAGGUGCUCUCCUUAAACCUCAAUAAGAUAGAGUUGAUUCCAGUUGAGCUGUCAUUGUGUCAUAAGCUAAAGGUAAGUAUCUGUUUGGGUUUCCACAUAUGUGUGAUACAAUUUUGUGGCCCCGGGUAGUUGGGUAGACUUGCUACGGGUCAACCUCUUGGCGAGCGGAGUGAGCCUUAUUUGGCCGCAAAGUGGCCGAUCGCGAGCGACGAAGUGGCGAGAGGUCAACUUGUCUUGCUUGAAGGGUUCCACUUGCAUUUCGCGCCAAAAAUGGGGAGUGGCGUGACUCGCAUUUGGGGUUUCAGGUUUCAUUUGCGAGUCUUUGACUUCAAUGGCGGAAUGUGCUGAUUCCACUCCGAGUAAAUCUAUUGAACGUGUGUGUGUAUCUCAUCGAAGGAGCAAAUUUGUUUACUUUGUGCGAAAGUUGUCUCAAACAAUGAUUUUAGGCCAAAGUUGACUCGAAGACCUCGGGUAGCCUGAGGGAGGGGGGACGUCUGUACACAGGCUAACCUUGGGCGGCCGGAAAAAAAAACAAAAACUUGUUUCAAUCUCGAGUCAAUACUGGGAAAGGAGAUUUCACAACCAAGGAAUCCUUGACAUCCGCACACAUUUUAAACCUACAUAAACUUUUCAAUACACGCAUUUCUCUUCCUGUAACCAUCACGGAGUCAGAAAAGGUCUCAUAAAGGGCGAAGCCCUAAGACUUCUGAGAACUAACUGCUCAGCUAAAUCCUUCUAUGAGAACAUCUACAACUUCAAAAAACGCCUUUGCGCUAGAGGUUACCCUUACAAUCUCAUAGAAAAAAUCACCUCUGAGGUUAAAUUUACCGAACGGAAGUCAGUUUUACAAAAGAACAAUGAAGUGCGAAAGAAAAUUCUGCCUUUCGUCACCACGUACCUACCCUGGGUACCAGAGGUUUUUCUCGCGUGCGGCGGGAAUUUUCGGUGUUUGGCCGAAGGCCGACACAUCUUCGGCCGUAGGCCGAAGCCACGAGCGGCGAAGCCGCGAGAAAAACCUCUGGCACGGAGCGGUGCUUUUUACCGUUCCCGUUGACCUUUGUGCUUUUUUAUCGGAUUACAUUUACGCCAAUCAGAUUGAAAGUGUCCAACUGUGAUCGUGUGGGCCGGCACGUGAAGAAGAGUCCAAAGACCCACAUUAUCCUUAGCAAAACAAAUUCGAGUUUAAAAUUCAUUGCUUUAAGAGCAAUCAUCACUGGGUCACAUCGCAGUUCUCCAUAGUUGAUGUAGCUUCAGUUUAAGCUGCAAUCUAUUCUUCAAGAUUUGGAUCUGAAAAUCACUAUCCGUGAAAAUUUAACACCCUGUUAAAAACGCUAACGAGCUGGGCCCAGCGUGACAAAACAUUGCAGGAAACCGUCACUUUCACGGACAAAGAGAAAAUCGCUUAUAAUUAUUCAGAUCCAGGAGGCACUUUGAGAAAUAAAACAACCUAAAACCCUUAUUUAGAAGACCUUAGCAUUUCAAAAGAGGUCAAAGAAAAUGCUCUUGCAUCAGAAGGCAAAUCAUGUGCCGACCAGACACAAUAACCGCAGAAAAUCAAUAUGCGUGUCACGACCUCUCACAAUGAAAUAAGCGGCAAAAAUCAAAUUUGCUUAGUCAAAACGUUUUUCUCCAGAGCAUAAUCUACCAAUCACGGAAAAAAAUUCAUUGGAACAAGCAGCAUUUUGGCAUGAGGUAAAAGUCGUGUGUUGCCUUCUGACCCCCCUUUUAUACUAAAAAUACAUGUUUUGUUCCUAACCCAUCAACACAAACUAUUUCAAAUUAUGUUGUAAUCGUUUGAAAUAGGAAACUAGUAAAGCUUAAACCGUAUUUGCUACAAAAGCUGAAUUGGUGAUAAAAGCUUAAUUGCGUUGAAUAAAAUUAAAUACUCCUCUUGUUUGCUCAGAGCUUUUAACUUGUCCUUCUAGUACAUUGCUUAUCAUGCUCUUUCAAAACUUUCCAAAGCCAACACACAACACAACAGCAACACUUCUCGCUAGUACACUUAAGUCAUGUCAACGGCAAAGUUCGAAAUAUUCUUUCACGUGCUGGUCUAUUCGUGUCAACCAAUUGUAGCGUCUGUUAGAUUCAAAGUCCCUCAGGUGGUCGUUGGUAGCCAAUCAGCCGUCUUGUCCAAAAUCUGGACCAACUGAUUUAACCGUGUUAACGAUUGGAUCGGCGCCAUCAAAGCAAUAGCGCUCUGCUCCAGAGGCUUUUCGCGCGGGUCACUAUAAAGACUUGACAGAAACCGGAAACCGCGCUAGAAAAGUCUCUGGCACCCAGGGUACCACGUACCACUCUGCUUUGCAGAACCUUAAAAACAUUUUAAUGAGCAAAUGGCACUUAAUUCAAGAUCAACCACUACUGAGAAAUAUACAACGAGCCAGACGAACGGGAUUUCAUAUAAAUGAGCAAAAUCGCUGGGAGAUAUCCUCGUUAGAGUAAAACUAUAAGGUCACGUAUCACGUUAUCGCAAGCUUAUUAGUCGUGUUCACCUUCCACUUUGCAAUCGACCCCAUGUUGGAAUUUGAACUGCGAGUCACAUUUCAAUGUGCUUAGUACUUGUGAGUAAUAGCUUUAUCCCCAAGGGCCCUUGGGAGCUACUCUGAUUGGUCCAAGCAGAUUGACCCGUUUUUGGGUCGGUAAAAUUGGCGCCAAUCAAGUAUGAAAAAACUUUAGGACUUUUUGGUUGGGAUGUGCCGCUGGAACCCUGGAACCCUUAGCCUGUACCAGAGCUAGUUCAUGAAUUUUGCCACACAAAACUAGACUAAACUCCCGAAAUACCCCCCUAUCCUAGAGUAGCUGUUUUCCAGAAACAACUGAGGUCACUAGCACAGUCCAGCCAAAAACAAAACCAAUUUGAAUUUUUUAUAUUCUUGCGUGGCAAUUCCUAGUUUCCCUAGUCUAGACUAAAAUCUUCAGCCAAUUGAUCAGUUUAAAUGGAAACCCAUAUAUGGCAGUACCUCCCCCCCGCCCCCCGGGCUUUCUUCUGUUCCCAAGGUGGCCGUUAUAGAGAGGUUGACCUGUAUUAACUGUCAUUCUGACUUUUGCUCAAUUACCACCUAAUUAAGACAUUAACCUUAGUAAAAAAAACCUUUGUCUUUGGUGACAUUUAUCAAGUUAUAGCUUGAUGUUUACCCGAUAAAAAGUUUAACCUGUAGGUAAGUAAAUUUUGUUACUGCCGUUGAACAAGUAAGUGUAAACAAGGGUAGUAAAGUUUAGUACUAAAACGUACUAAAACAUACUAAAACGGUGGAUAGUGUUUUUUGCGCGCUCUGAUUGGCUACUCAAUCAGUGAAUAUCCUGCACUAUUCACUGAUUCACCUCCAGUUCCUCCGAGCGAGUGACGCCAAACUCGCGUAAGUUGCGAGCAAAAUGCCUUCCCGGUUUGCUGCCGUAAACAAACAAAGAAAUUUCACAACUAAUCAAGCAAACUGUUUCCGAAAUACACGAAGAAUGUGACGAAGUUCAGAUUUGAAGUUUUAACAGGUAAAGCUUUGUGUUUUUGACCCGAAUUUAUCGAUAAAACCGGUGAAAAAGUUUUUUGUUUACAAAUGCAAAUUAAGUUUAAGUCUUGCUUACUUUAUUUAGUUGAGUUGUUCAUAAAUAAGCUUAAAACUAAAUUUAAUAAUCUUUUUUUAUAGAAUGGUUUUAAAAUACAAAAAGAAUUCACAAUUCCUUUUGAAGAAAUUUCCCUGCAAGAGCUAAACAAAUGCCUUCAAAUGUUUUAAUUGUCGGCAAGAAAAAGCGACGGCCACGGCCGCCCGGUCAUUACGCACCAAAAUUGUAAUCGUUGGCAACAGUAUUUGAGUUAAAAAUUGUCAUUUUUGUGCUCAAUUAUCUGACUGUUUUAGUAUAUACUAAAACAAUUAUUCACCUCAGUGUCGGUGGCUAGUCGUGGAUAUUUACCAGGACUAGCCACCUCCACUUCGGUGAAUAAUUGUUAUUUAUUACUAUGGUGACAAAGAUUCAGCACCCUCCAAAAUUGAUGUGAUCAUUGAAGUAGACAGAAGUGUAACAAUACAUAUAACUAUUGAUGCAAUGCAAGUGUUACAAAAGCAAUGUGUUUAAGACAAAUUCGGUUAUAUCGUUAAUCAAAGUGUUACGAUAGCUUUCAUCUUGCAGUCCAUAUUUCUUACUAAAAGGGACACAUCCUUUCCUAUAUUGUUCAGUUUGUUUUUUGUUCUGAGGUCAAAAAGGGAUAUCAGGUUCAGGACUGCCAAGGCAACAACAACAACAAUGAAAUCAAUCACAUCUUGUUUGAGUUGUCUGCAUUAAGUGGUGGCUUGUAGAAUUUUCCUUUUCAGGUUAAUAUUUUCUAAUUCUUUGUCGGUGUCACUAUCUCAGUAGUAUUGGAAGGGUACCCCCAGUACUACAUUGUAUAACUACAAUGAUUAUCAUACCGCUGCAAUACUAUUUAAAGUAAACUAUCUUGUUACUAUUGCAAUAGUCAAAAUGACCUCAGUAGUCACCCUGUCAUAUCUGUGCUCUUCAGUUAAUAUCCUAAUGGUGUUAUUUAUUUGGUUUUAAAAUUUAUGUUGGUCUUUGUCUUGUUUCAUGUAAUAAUUAAAAGGUAGUAAUGUUCAUCAAGACAGUGAAAUUUGUUCAUUCUUUAGGAUCUUCACUUACAAGACAACUCCAUCAAGGACAACAGGCUUGCUAAACUCAUUAAACAAUGCCACACAAAAGCAGUUUUAGAUUAUGUUGCUGCAGGAAAUGAAAAGGGGAAGGCAGCUGGUAAAAAAGGUGGAAAGAAGGGAAGAAAUAAAAGACCCAGUGAAGGAGAUAGUGGAGCUGAAGGACAGCAGGGUGCAGGAGCUCACAUGGGACCAAUCAUUACUGUCAUACACAGUGAAGACUUCCAAGUGGUCGCAAAAGCAACUGUUCAGGAAAUCAGACCCUAUAUUGUAUGUGCAAUAAUACGAAAUUUGGAUCUCUCUGACAUGACCACCUUCAGGAAGUUUAUCAAUCUUCAGGUCUGUAGCAAAAACAAUGAUUUGAUUCUGAUCAACAACUAAUGCAAGUGAAGGGGUCAGGGUAACCUAAAUGACUUUUUUGCCUGUACUGGCUUAUUACAAAUAAUUUUAUCUUCACUGAGAGCUUUUGGGGCAGAGGGAGGAUUUGUCACAGGGGAGGGGGUAGACAGGCCAUUUGAGGCCACAAAAACUAUCACAAUAGGUAAGGUUGAUUACAUGUUUGCUCUAGUCGUUUCAAUUUUAAUAUGUAAUGUUUGGCAACUUGCAAGUAACAAGGUGACCACUAUUAUUAUUACCAUUUCAUUUAAAAAUACCAAGCUGUGGCUCAAACUAGGAAAUUUAAAAUGUAACUUAAAUGCAAUUUGCUGGGUUAUACAAGCAAGUUUACCAAUAGAUUUGGACUGCUAACCUACCACAAAAACCUGGUAGGAGUGUUCAUAAACAUACUAUUCGUAAUAAUUUCAUCUAAUUUACUGGUAUUGGAAAACUAACAACAUUGUUUUGUUAAAAGUUUCCUCCAGAAAUUUUGCCUUCAAACCAAUUUUCUUUUGUCCGUUGAACUUAUUUUGAUCUUUGUUUGUCUGAUUUUCUCACUUCUGAUUAUAUUUCCUUGCUGUGCAUAGAUGAUUGCAUUAAAAAUACAAAAAUUAAUAUCCUCUGAUAGGUAGAGACUGAAGAGUAGUCUGAGCACUAGCUUCUGAAUCUCUCUGGGGCCCACUUUAUAAAACUGGGUUGGAUCAGGGUCAAAGGUGGAGAAGCCAGUAGGAGUAGUGGGGAACUGUCAGCUCUCCCUGAAGCUGGCCAGUGUGAGCUGUCAGAAAUUUGAAAAAUCAAUGCAAACUGGAAAUGAUUUCAGUGUUAACUAGCAUUUUCAAAAAACCCCUUUUUGUCUUCCCCACAAGUUUUCCUGAAUUAAAGGUCUGUUAAGUGAAAAAAAAAAACCAAAGUAACACAAAAUUUUGAAUCAUACUGGUUAUGUGGAGUUCCCAUUCCCUUUUCCUCUUCCACUACCAUCCCCUAAGCCAGACAAAGCUGGUUUAUGGAGGCAAAGUAAAUGGCAAAGAAGGCUAAGUCCCGCAGUUAUCCCAACCGGCCACAUGCCAUGUGAAAUGCAUUGAGUUACCUUUUUUUGAAGAAAUCAACCCUUUCACUCCCAUAGUUAAUGAUGGAGUCGAAGGUGUCUUUAACUUUUGAGUUGGUGGAGGAAUGAAUGAAGUUUGACCAUUUAGAUACAAAUUUGCAUGUAGUAGAUAAUAGUGCAGUACUUUCAGAUUGCAGUAUAUAUUUUUCAUUAUUUUUCAGUGUCAAAAAAGUGUGAAAGUUAGAAAUAUUGUUGAAUUCUGAGUUGAAAUCAGGGUAACACAUGUAUAUCAAACAUGAGACAGGCUUUCAUCUGAUCUUCUGUCAUCAAGAACAAGCUUGAUUAAAAAUUCAAGUUUUGGCAAACUUCACUGUAUUUGGAUAUCGAAACAUACUAUUGCAAUGUCUAGCUUCUGAAGAUACUGUUGGCCAAUCAUUUCUAGUGAAUAUUAAGCUAAAGGUCACAAAAAAUAUUAGGGGCUGGUUGUUUAUUACCUGUGACGGGGGCCCGGCCAUUUUGCUGGGGGUCAUUUACAAGAUCUUGAUUGGUUUUAGGGGGUCAUUUGAAUAAAUUUUUUGAAAUGUAACAGCUGUAAAUAGUAAACACCGUUCUUUUAAAGACAGUGGAACAGGGACUUCAGAUCCAACGACAUGGACAGCAACAAGAACAUCAAAAAAACAAUAGGCUUUAUAAGCAAAACAAGAACUUUGCACAUGCAUCACGCUUGUUUGUACAUUUCUUUGCCGAUUUUUGCAGUACUAUACAAUGUGAAAAUGCCUAAUUUCGCGGUUUAUGGAGUACGUAAACUAGCAACAACGAAAUUUUAUUUCUCUUUCUGAACUUGGAUAUGGUCCCUAGGAAUUCAACUCCAGGAGGGUUCGCCCACAUUUGACAAAGUAAGUGGGUAGGAAUAAUUGCAGUAAAGACUGAUAGAAUGCAAAUUCACUUUUUAAGCGACAUUCUCUUUGCUGUUGCAUCGUUGGAUCUUAAAGUCCCUAAAUUGUACCUGGAAUAUUUGGGAUGGGGGUCACUUUCAAAAUAUGUAACAUUUAGGCAUUGCCUAAUCAUAUCAAAAAAUUAGCAAAUACAGGAAAUCAUUCCUUUAUCUCUUCCUCAUACCAAAUACCCUCACAGUUUUGCAAAGAAGGAACAAUGACAACACAAAAUUGACACAAAAUAUUCUUAAGAUAGCUAAAACACAUCAAUCUUUUCUCAUUCAACCAAAUAGGAAACAAAAAUUUUACUCUUUUCAAACGAGACAACAAGAAAUCUCAUUACUUGGACCUUACACAAAUCACCGUGAUGCACAGUGGCAACAUUUUUGUAGAACAAACAAUCAUAUAUUAAUGAUGGAAUACGGGAGAUACUGCACGCCCAAAAUUCCUAAACAUCUCAGAUUUUGUCAGCACUGUUCUAUAAAUGAAAUCGAAGACGAGCAACACUUCAUGCUAAACUGCACAACCUUAAUGAAAGACAAUAUCUCCUUGAUUCUAUACUUAAGUCAAUCCUAAUUUUCACUCAUUGAGUGCAAACGAUAUGAUACUUUUUUCCUUCAAUAAUGUAGAUCCCUUUGUCAGCAAGAAACUUGGCCAUUUUAUUUUUCUGGCCUUCGAAGAACGUGAAAGUAGAUCAUUAAACAUAGCUACAAUAUAGUAAGCAUUUUCCGUGUAAUUAUAGCCAUUAUUUUUAUUAUUAUUUGCAAUGAUAAAUGUUAUUUUCUUUUUUUUUUCUUUACCUUAACAUAAUUAAUAUUGUAAUCGGCAAUGCAAUCUACUCAUGGAAUUGCUAAUAAAUUUUGUUGUUGUUGUUAUAGGGGCUCAGUUUGAAAAUCUUCUAAGCUUUCUCAAGAUGCCCCCCCCCCCCCGUCUCCUCACAGUUAAUAAUUAACGACCAACCCCUUAUGGUAAUAAUAUGUGUUAUCUCCUUAAUCUCCUCUUAUCAGACCAAGCUGCAUGAAAGUGUGUGUGAUCAGCGAACUCUAGCUACAAUUGCUACACAUGACCUUUCAUCAUUGGUAUUUCCUUUGGAGUAUGAAGCUGUUGCUCCAGGUGACAUUGAGCUACUGCCACUUGGAAAACACAAGGAAAUAUCUGCUGAACAGCUGAUAACAGAUCUCAGAACAGAAGCCUUAAAACAAAAGCAAAAGACUAAAAGAAAUCCGUUCAAGUCUGGUUUGUACAAGUAUGUAACUACUAUGAUAAGUUUACAAGUAUCCUACAUGCAGACAUCUCACAGAAAACCUUUUUUUAGGAAACAACAGAUGUCUGCACACAGGCUGCAAUGAAGGUAAAAUUGUAACAAAUGACAUAAUGAGAAAACCUCACCUGGAAAACAAAUUAUUGCAAUAUGAAAUUACAAUAUCUCAAUACCUUUGCGAUCACAACCACAGUGCUGUCAACUCUCCCGGAUAAUCCAGGAGACUCCAGAUUUUGGACCCGACCGUAUCUCCCAGUCUCCAGAUUAGAGUCUGAAAUAUCCAGGAUAGUCGCCGAAGUUUGCCAUUUCUUUUAGACCGGACUUUCCGACAAUGAAAUUUCAAGUAGCUGGCGUUGUUUGAGCUAUUUUACUGUUAACAUCGAACGUUUCCUCAGAAACUCUGGUAUGGCAUUGUAAUAUAAAAAAUAUUGUGAUUAGUGGGAAGUAAACCAAUCAGGUGAAAUGUUACGAUGACAACAGCAUCUUUUUCGCGCGUUUUGUGUCAUCGCAAAUAUUCGUGACGAUCGGAGUCCAUGAGUAUUUUUUUGCACAAAUAACGUCAUGAUUGUGCCGUGCGUUAUGACGUCAUCUAUCAUCCCUUACUUAGCAAUUCUCAAUAUUUGAAGACGUGGGGGGUUGACAGUCCUGCAACUAAGAACGUGUUGGAUUUGAAGAUUAACAAAACAUCUGGAUGUCCAUCAUUUGAUAUUGAUUUUGUCUUGAUAGGUAUCUGAGCCUUGUAGAGGGUGCAACAUUAUAUACAGUUGUAAGAGAUGCUACUAAAGGUGUGAUAUCCUUCCCUCCUGUCACUAACAGUGAGAGAAGUAAGGUGAGUUAACUGCUAGAAUUAAAAGAGCUAUUAAUCCUAAUGAAGAUUAAUAGUCUGAAUGAGUGUAAAUAAACAAGAAAAUGAAUUUGUUUCCUUAAGAAGACAUUUAGGACCUGAGGAGUGACACCAAGGAAAACUUCACUAAAAACUGACGUGGCACUUAUGAAACUUUUCUACUGAUUAUUCCAAGUUGUUCAGUUAUUGAAAAUAGAAUUUUAUAAAAGGCCAUUAGAAAUAUGGUCGAUAUGAUAUAUAUGCUCAAAAUGAAUUUUCAGAUCAGAGCCGAGAAGUUGGAUGUGAUGUUGGAAGUUACAUCACCCACUGAUUUAGCAACCUGCAAGUCAGUCAUGGAGAAACUGAUCAGCAAACUCCUUGAAGCUGGAUUGCGCUCCAUUCCUACUGAGGACUGUGCAGCAGAAGGAAAACAAGUGCUACUUAUUGAGCAAGUCAGAGUAGUGAAUAGUGAUGGACAGCUUAAGGUUGUUUAUCCAUCAAGAGUUGACCUGCAAAUUGAUGAGCUUAUCAAAGUAAUUUAUCAAGAAAAACAGUAGUGACGGACGGUACCAUGCAUUUCAGAGAAAACAAGUCAGAUUUCGGAAAUCUUUAAGUUAUCACACUUCUAGGAAGAAUUCCAAUUAUCAAUUACUAAGUUUUGGUUUCCCCACCCAAUCUUGGGAAGAUCCACUUCAGCAGCUGUUUCCGUCGUAAAGCGCCUUUAAUGCACCAAGACUGCAUCUGGUUCAAAUAUAUCCCAUAGAAACAGGUCUACAAGUUUAUGCCGAAAAAGAUGUCAAAAUUAGAAUAGCCACCAAGGAUUGGUUCGAAACCUGAUUAAUAAACUUAUUAAAGCUUU
This is a messenger RNA of Porites lobata, 10571 nucleotides long. Lineage: Eukaryota; Metazoa; Cnidaria; Anthozoa; Scleractinia; Poritidae. The record is from the annotation of a GenBank genome assembly.